This is a messenger RNA of Humulus lupulus (European hop), 2293 nucleotides long. RefSeq names its product serine/threonine-protein kinase STY46-like. The record is from RefSeq and is a predicted model, not a curated record. Gene Ontology annotation, molecular function: ATP binding; protein kinase activity. Gene Ontology annotation, biological process: protein phosphorylation. NCBI's taxonomy places the organism in Eukaryota, Viridiplantae, Streptophyta, Magnoliopsida, Rosales, Cannabaceae. The coding region runs from base 310 to 2031 and encodes 573 amino acids. The transcript has 16 exons.
UACAAAUACAAAAUAUUGAAAGAGAAGCAAAAAGGAAAGAAUGAGAAAAAGAAACCCAGAGAUUUUAGCCUCGUAUAAAUAUUAAUUUUUGUUUUUAGGCCUAAAAAUUUUUAGUUUAAAAGGACUGUAAUUUUCUCUUAAUCUCGCUCCUUCUCUAGAAUCCUCGUUCUCUUGAGAAACUCAGUGGUUGGUUAUGUAGUUUUUCCUUUGGCAAACGAUUUCACGUAAACCGCCUUACGAUCUUCACUUUCUCGCCUUUUCUCUCACUUUCUCUCCCUUUCUCUCACUUUCUCGCAUUUACCUUCUUCAAUGGUAAUGGAUGAUAACGAGAGCUGCGGGAGUAGAGUGCACGAAACGUCGUCGUCGCCUGUUAGGAGUCGGCAACAGCGACAGAAACUCGAGGUUUACAAUGAGGUCCUUCGUCGUCUCAAGAAUUGCAACAACGACGAGGCUAUUCGACCUGGUUUCGACGAUGAACUUUGGGCUCAUUUCAAUCGCCUCCCCGCCCGGUAUGCACUAGAUGUGAAUGUGGAGAGGGCUGAAGAUGUUCUUGUGCAUAAAAGGUUACUGCAUUUGGCUCAUAAUCCUGCUAACAGACCUGCGAUGGAAGUCCGACUUGUACAGGUUCCUCCGAUUUCAGAUGGGAAUUCCACCUCUCCAAUCCAUCCAGGUUCGCCUAGUGAAGAUGUUGCACAAAGUUCUAAUACUGCCAGACAAAGUGUACAUCCACCACCUGCAUUUGGUUCAUCUCCAAACCUUGAAGCACUUGCACUUGAAACAAAUAAUUCUGAUGAUCAAGAUGAGGAAGGUUCUGUGCAUGCCAACACACAAUAUGCUCGACCCAUGCAUGAGAUAACUUUGUCAACGGAUGACAAGCCAAAACUACUGAGUCAGUUGACUUCUUUGCUUGCGGAGAUGGGUCUUAACAUCCAAGAAGCUCAUGCGUUUUCAACUACUGAUGGUUACUCUUUGGAUGUCUUUGUUGUUGAUGGCUGGCCUUACGAGGGAACAGAUCAACUCAAAGAUGCUUUGGAAAUGGAAGUUUUGAAAAUCGAGAGACAGCCGUGGCCAACGCAUCAAACAUCUCCUGUUUCUGAAACCGAUCAUUCAACAGUCAAAUCUGAACCUGACCAUUUGACUAUCCCUGAUGAUGGAACAGAUGUUUGGGAAAUUGAUCUAAAACAUUUGAAGUUUGAGAAGAUGGUUGCAUCUGGGUCCUAUGGUGAUCUAUAUAAAGGUACAUACUGUAGUCAGGAAGUGGCUAUUAAAAUCCUCAAGCCUGAGCGAAUUAAUACAGAUAUGCAGCGAGAGUUUGCCCAGGAGGUCUUUAUCAUGAGGAAAGUUCGACAUAAGAAUGUUGUACAGUUCAUUGGUGCAUGUACUAAGCCUCCAAGCAUGUGUAUCAUUACAGAGUAUAUGUCGGGUGGAAGUGUGUAUGACUACUUGCAUAAGAAACGAGGUUUUUUUAAGCUUCCAACCUUGCUGAAGGUUGCAGCGGACAUUUCCAAGGGAAUGAACUACUUGCACCAAAAUAACAUAAUACAUAGAGAUUUAAAAGCAGCAAAUCUGUUGAUGGAUGAAAAUGGUGUUGUUAAGGUUGCAGAUUUUGGGGUUGCUAGAGUAAAAGCUCAAUCUGGAGUCAUGACAGCAGAAACUGGGACUUAUCGGUGGAUGGCUCCAGAGGUAAUUGAACACAAACCAUAUGAUCACAAGGCUGACAUUUUCAGUUUUGGAGUUGUGUUAUGGGAAUUACUCACUGGAAAGCUUCCAUACGAGUUCUUAACCCCAUUACAAGCAGCUGUUGGAGUUGUCCAACAGGGUCUACGGCCUCCUAUCCCAAAGCAAACUCAUCCAAAGCUGGUCGAAAUCCUUGGGAAAUGUUGGGAACGAGAUCCAGCCUUGCGACCUGACUUUUCUGAGAUUAUAGAUAUACUGCAACAAUUAUCCAAGGAGGUGGCAGACGAAGGAGAUGAACGACGUAAAUCGUCGUCUGGAAGAUUCUUAUCCGUCCUUAGACGGGGUCAUCAUUGAGAGAGAGGUGUUACCAUGGGCUUAUUAUAAUUUAAAUACGUGGGCCACUUUUACCAAUCAUGUACAGUUUUACGUCCAGUUUGUUACUUUCUUUUUUGGGUCUUUCGAUUUAUUAGCUCCUCCAUUUUUUCAUCGACCGUUGCCCUUUUCUUUGGCACAUAUACGUAUACAUACAUAUAUAACAAGGGUAAUGGUUUGGGUGGGCGUUGUACACUUGACAUUAUAUAUUCCGGCUUCAUUAUUAGAAAUGUUGUUCGCGUGA